Molecule: messenger RNA, 279 nt
Organism: Staurois parvus
Lineage: Eukaryota; Metazoa; Chordata; Amphibia; Anura; Ranidae
Source: the annotation of a GenBank genome assembly
UUCUCUGUACUUUCUCCAGUUCCCCAAUGUUCUUCUUGUCUUAUGCAGGCCAUAGAUGGGUUCGAAAAUCGGCCGAUUUUUCGGCCGAAAAUAAAUCGGCCGAUUUUCAGGUCGUUAGUGGGCUAUUUGUUCGGCCGUUUUUCUGUAUUUUGGCCGUUUUUUUUUUUUCCGCUAAAGUUGGAAAAAAAUUGGCCGAUUUUUCCGAUUGGCCGAUUUUCGCGGCAAUAGUGGGCAAAUCGGCCGAUUUUUACCGAUAAAAAAUCUGCGCAUGAGCAGUGA